Meleagris gallopavo (turkey) is the source of this 3555-nucleotide messenger RNA. The record is from RefSeq and is a predicted model, not a curated record. NCBI's taxonomy places the organism in Eukaryota, Metazoa, Chordata, Aves, Galliformes, Phasianidae.
CCUGAGGCUGUGCCGAAGCGGCCAGAGCCUGGCUGGAAGCCGUCCGGCAGCCCCGCGGUGGCAGGAGGUGCAGCAAGGCGUCCUGCGGGCAGCUCCGGGCUGAGGGCACUCGGCAUCCUCUGCUCUCCGCGACUCCCAGGAGCCCGGUUGCCCGCCCCGGAGGUGGGAGCAGCCCGUUCGCACCCAAGGCUCCAGUUCGACUUCUGCCUUCCAGCCGUGAUCGUCUCACCUGCAGGAGAGCAGCAGAUGGGCACAGCACGUCCAUCUCAGGAGCCCGUGAGCUUUGCGGAGGUGGCCGUGUGUUUCAGCAGGGAGGAGUGGGCGCUGCUGGACCCUGCGCAGCGAGUGCUCUACCGGGACGUGAUGCUGGAGACGUACCAGUGCGUGGCCUCGCUGGCUUCACUUCUAACCCCCAAACCCGUGCUGAUCUCCCUGCUUGAAGGAGGGGAAGAGCCCUGGAUCCCAGAUGUGCGUAGCCCUGAGGCCACGCCAGGAGACCUCAGCCCAGCAGGGGAUGGGCUUACAAAUAUAAAGGAAGAUAAGCAGAAAAGUGUUGUGGCCGAAAGGCAGUUGAGUGGCACCUCCGUGGAAGAAAUCAGAAGGGCCGUCCAAGGAGGCCUAUCACAAGGUCAGGGUGAGCUCAUCGAGAAGCCACUGGGAAAGCAUCUGGGAAAGACAGGAAGGAGCCCACUGGACUUCAACACGGGUCAAAAGCAGCCUGAAGAACCCAGCAGCAAGGAUGUGAGCCAGAAGAAAAAGCAGAAUCCUCGCACUGAGUGUGGAAAUAGCUUUGAAAAAGAUUCCAGCAUCGUUAACCACCAGUGCACAAACUCAAUAAAGAGCCUGUACAAGUGCUCUGACUGUGGGAAGAGCUUCAAAAGGAGAUCCUACAUAAACCACCACCAGCGUGUCCAUAUAGGAGAGAGACCCUUUCAGUGCUCUGAGUGUGGGAAGUGCUUCAAAUGGAGUUGCGACCUCACUGGUCACCAGCGCGUCCAUACUGGAGAGAGACCCUUUCAGUGCUCUGAGUGUGGGAAGAGCUUCAAAAGGAGUUCCCACCUCAACUGUCACCAACGCAUGCACACCGGAGAGAGACCCUACAAGUGCUCUGAGUGUGGGAAGAGCUUCAAAAGGAGUCACCACCUCACCUACCACCAACGCAACCACACAGGAGAGAGACCAUUUCAGUGUCCUGAGUGUGGGAAGAGCUACAAAGACAAUUAUGAAUUGAAGCUGCACCAGCACAUCCAUACAGGAGAGAGACCCUACAAUUGUCCUGAGUGUGAGAAGAGCUUCAAAAGCCGUUCUGGAUGGACGAAGCACCACCGCAUCCACACAGGGAAGAGACUCUACAAAUGCCCUGAGCGUGAGAAGAGCUUUAAAAGCAAGUCUAAUCUCAACACCCACAAGCACAUCCACAGUGCACACAUUCUUUAGAAGCAUCCCAAGAUGCGGGAACCUUCAGAAACAGUUCCAGCCUCGAUACAUACCGGUACAGCCAUACAACAUACAGAGCCUGCAGAGCCCCGAACAUUGGAAGAACUUCAGCCAGAGCCAUAGGCUGGUCACCACCUGUGGCUUUGUGUGCUGGUGAACCUUACAAAUCCCUUGGGAGGAUGAGCUCUGCAGCCCAACAAAUCCUCUUUCUCCUUCUUUGCAUAUUGCUCUCUUUCAACUGUAGUUGCUGUGUGGAGUGGCCAUGCAAGGGAGAAUGCAGAGUGGGAUGUGUCACAGCCACAGGAAACCCUCUGCCAGGUGGCACAUUUCUGGGAGGGCUGUGUGCAAGGGGAGUCACCUCUUAUCUCCCCUGUAGAAACUCCUCUGCUGUGGGGCAGCAGCUGAGGACCCAAAGGAAACCUCAGCUGGGCCAAUACGUCACCAGGAAGGAAGAAAACCUGUCUGCAGGGAGUGUGGGAAGAGCUUCAUCUGGAGCUCAACCAUCAGUAGACACCAGAGAACCAACCCAAGAGGAGAGUCCCAGUGAGUGCCUUGACUGCAGGAAGAGGUCUGUCCAGAGCUGGGAGCUCAUCACACACCAGUGGAUCCACAUGAGGAACCCUACAAAAGUGCAGCCUGCGAGAAGAGCUUUGGCCACAGCUCGAACCUGCUGAGGUUCCAGAGUGUCUGCACUUGGGUGAAGUCCAAUCCGUGCCUGCACCAGUGAGUUCACGUGGCAGGAAGCCUUAGAAAUGCCUCGAGUGUGAGCAGGGCUUUGUGCAGAGCGCAGAGCUCCUCACUGGCCCUACAAGUGUUCCUGGUGCAUCACUGGCACCCUGUGCAGAAGGGACUUAACCUAGGAGCUUCAGAUGGCCUCUCCUUGCUACCCAAAGCAGUUGUCUCUCGGUUUCCUCUUCUGUUCUUCAUGCCAGCAGCUUUUUGAUGCCAUUUCCUAAGGAGAAGCAGCUGUGUAGGGGUGUUCUGUGUGUCUGUGUGCAUGUGUUGCUCUCAAUAAUUUGUGAGUGCUCUGAUGAAUCUGAGGGAAGGGUCAGGAGAGCAGUAACAUGGCCCUUGGAGGUUUUCUGAGAAUCAUCUGUAGUGGAAAGGGAAGGGGGUGAAUAAAGUACCUGAGUUGUUCUGGAGCUUUCUUCACUAUAGUAUUUUUUUCUUAAAAUGAAAGACAGCAUGUGGAAUGAGGAGAGUGAACGGUGCAAGCAGGACUUGGUUUGGGUGCCUCUUUUAGCCCAUUGCUUGCUCCUGGGGAAGGCAUUUCUUUCACACAACCCCAUCAUCCUUCCUGACCAUGCUGCACAUUGGUUCUGCUGCUCUUCUCGAAUGCUUUAAUCAGCUGGUCAGAGCAGCUGUGAUACCAAGCCUAGUUUGUCUCCAAUAAAAGUAGAAAAAUCUGAGCUUGUUCUUCCUAAAUGCACCAUCCCAAGUUUCAGGAGGUGAUGGGAGCAGAAGGUAGUGCAAGCCCACAGGAUGCAAAGCAGCUCAUCCCCACAGCACAGAGAUAUCAAUGCUCUCCAGGGCAUGCUUGUCUUGCAAGUGAUCCCUUUUGAGCUUGAAGGUUUUUGCUUUGACCUUGGGAAAUUGUGUCCGAGACCUCCUGCAGCAGAUCCUUCACAUUUGCUGUGCUCAGCUAAAGCUGCUAUGCUUGGAAUGCAGUUGGAGGAAGUGGAGUUGAUUUUGGUGAGCUAGUGAAGCCAGCAGGAGCUUGCCCAUGUCCUCAGGUGAAGUUCUCUGAAGGCUUCCUGCCCCCUGCAAGCUGCAAGGAGAUGAUGAUUGCAGUACUGAAGUGUGCUGCUUCCUCUAUCCCAGGCAUCAGGGCCUGGUCUGGUGCAGGAGAGGUGCAGCAGGGGGUUGGAGGAACUCACAGCUCCAAGGGAAAAUGCGUGGGGAGGAAGCAAGAGGCUGGGAGGCGUGGGGAACCCCAGCAACAGGAGGCAGUCGCCCAGCCAGGAGCUGGAAUGAGUUACUUUCCAACUGCAUCCAGUAAUUGCUGUCCUGUGGCAUCAGUCGUGUGUCUCCUCUUUCCUUUUAGGUUCACCCAAAAAGCAUUCUCACUACUUUGUGUUUUCAUCUUGCAUACCACAUUCUCAGAACCACUGAGUGAGU